AUGGAAACCAUUACCAAGAAGGUGAUGUGGCGAGAGCAGGAGGAGGAGGCGUCCAAGAUGGCUCAAAGCAUGCAACUGUCCUCCCAGAUCAAGAAGAAGACCUUCACCUCCAGUGAUGAGGAACCCUCGUACUGUGAUUACUAUCCCAUCAUCCCUGCUGACCUGAUGUCCGUCAAGGAGAUUCUGAACAUUGACAACACAAUCCGCCACAGGACAUGGGAAAUCAUGGACACUUUGGAUGAUGAGGAAGAGUAUUGCAGAGAUAAAUGGACCAUGUUUGGGAACGAGGCUGAGAGCGUGGAGAUAGACGUAAUCAGGAACCAGCACGUGUUGCGGACUCGCGCUGAUAAAAUGACCCUUCGCAGACAGGCAGAAAAGAAGGCAUCUAUGCACAAGAGGUACCUGGAGCUUCUGAGUCGGAAGGCCCCAGACUUUCCGAUCCCUCUGAGGGCUCACACUGUCUGGGAGGGCAUGACGGUCAAACUCUCCUGCACCGUCCAGGGCUGUCCACCCCCGAAGGUCACAUGGUAUAAAGACGGCCUGCCACUGCGAAUGUCCGACAAACCAUGGACCUACUGCCUUAAACAAAGUUUUGGUCUUAACUCACUGGAGAUCAGAAGGUGCUCUCCUGAUGAUGCUGGUGAAUACAAAGUGAUAGCCAAGAGUUCCCUGGGCGAAGCUAUGACCUUUGGGACGCUGGUGGUGAACUCAUAUCAAGGAGCCGUGGCUGGUUCAGAGCUCUCACAGACCCCCGAGUUGCAGCUUGAGCCAGACGCACAGUUUGGCGCCGUCUUCCAUCCAACGUGGGUGAAGGAGGGUGACAGCCUCACCUUACAGUGCACCUUCACCUCAGCUCUGCUGGCCUUCCAGCAGGAUGUCGCCUGGUUCAGAGAUGGCAUCCAGCUGCGUCAGUCCAGCAUUGUGGACAUAAAGACGACCAACAACAUAGCAUCCAUGACUUUAAGGACUGUACACAAAGAGUAUGAAGGCAUUUACACUGCCCGAUUGAAGACCUGGGAUGGGACCCAGGAACACAGUGCCUUCGUCUAUGUCAAAGAUGGGUCAGCUGCAGUGGUCGGAGGUCCUGCCUCUCCUCUAGCAGUCAAGGUUUCUGACGUUAACAAGGACUAUGUCUUCCUUACAUGGCAGCCGCCUAGUGCUGAUGGAACCUCACGUGUGGAGGGUUAUUAUGUGGAGAGAUUUGACCUCGGUCAGGGCCAGUGGGUGCGCUGCAAUGAACAUAUUCAGAAAAUGUGCUACUACCCGGUGUUUGGGCUCAACGAAGGAACCUUGUACCAGUUCAGGGUCCGGGCUGUCAAUCAAGCUGGUGCAGGACGCCCCUCUAAGGCAACUGAUCCUAUUUUGACUGCAGAUCCCCUGGAACACACCAGAAGCAUGGUGGUCAAAAUAGACAGAGGAAGGACGAUCACCAUUACAAAAGAUGAACUGGAAGGUCAGAUCAAAGUUCCCUUCCCUCCCACAAACGUCCAUGCCUGUGAGGUGAGCGACACCUACGUGGUGCUGAGCUGGACCGAGCCUGAACCCAGAGGCAGGGAGCUGCUCACCUUCUACGUGGAGCGGUCCCUGGCAGGGAAGAACAGCUGGGUACUGGCCAGUCUGGACAUGGUGGUAAACUCUCCAAGGUUCCCAGUGUUUGACCUGGUGAAGGGCAAACAGUACUGCUUCAGAGUGCGCUCCGUCAACAAGUAUGGUGUCAGUGAACCCUCUGAGCCGAGCGAGUUGAUCUCCUUGGGAACUCCACAAGGUGCUCCAGCUCCGCCUGACUCUGUCAUGGCCGUCAGAGACACAGACACCUCGGUGCUGCUUCAGUGGCGGGAGCCCAAAGACAAAAACGACAUCCUGGGAUAUUACCUUUACUACAGUGAAGUCGGCAAACAAACCUGGGAGACUGUUAACAACAAACCCAUCACUAAAAACAGGUUCACGGUCCAUGGUCUGAAGACUAAAAAGGAAUAUGUGUUUAGGGUGAAGUCUGUGAGUCGGGCAGGAAACAGCGUCUACUCAGAUGAGUCUCAGCCAAUCCUGGUCAAAUCAGCCAUUCAUGUUCCUUCUGCUCCCUCUGCCAUCGCCCUGUUGCUGUGCACUGGAUCAGAAAUGGUGUUGGGCUGGAGGGCACCCGCCUCUAACGGGGGAGCCCCUGUGCAUGGAUACUACCUGGACCAGAGGGAGAGGGGCAUGGAUACGUGGAGAGAAGUCAACAGCAAGCUUGUCAAAGAGAGGCAGAUUAAGGUUUCCAACCUGACUAGUGGGCAUUCCUACAGAUUCAGAGUGUUUGCUGCCAAUGUGAUUGGCAUCGGGGAGCCCUCUGAGCCCAGUGAAGCUUUCCUGUGUGAGAAGUGGACAAUGCCAGAACCAGGUUGUCCUUAUGACCUGGAGUUCAGGGAGGUGAGAGACAACUCUGUGGUGCUGUUAUGGGCGGCUCCGUUGUAUGAAGGACAGGGUCCUGUCACUGGCUAUUUGCUAGAAAUCAGCAAAGGCGACCAAUCAGAUGAAUGGACUGCUGUGAAUGAGAAGCCAAUCACCGACAUGUAUUACAAGGUUUCAGGUCUUCAGGCAGGUCAAACCUACCGUCUGCGUGUGUCGGCUGUCAAUGAGGCUGGAGUGGGAAGUGCCUCCCUGCCUUCUGAGCCGGUCACAGCUCAGACAAGUCCAGGCACCAAGAACGUUGAAAUUGGUGUGGACAAUGAUGGCUUCAUAUAUUUGGCCUAUGAGUCUAAUGAGAUGAAUGAUGACAGCAAAUUCCUCUGGAGGAAAAACUACGCAGAGGCCAUUGAAGCUGGAAGAGCCAAGGAAAAGACCACAAAGAAUAGGUCAGUCCUCACAUUCACCGACCCCACUGAGGAAGAUCUGGGUCUCUACACAGUGGAGAUGAGCGACAACCCGAACCUAUCAUCCAGCUAUGAUUUCACUGCCGAAGACCUUGAACGACUCAAAGAACUCAGCUGGCACAUCAGAAAUCCACUGAUCGCACUGAAGUCAGCCUGGCAGGUGGAUGUUUCUGAGACAGGCAACGUGCGACUUUGGCUUCAGACAGAGAGUCUGAGUAAUGCUGCUGAGCUCCGUCUCAUCUUCAAUGACCGAGAAAUUUCCAGCACUCCCCAUCGUAAGAUCAACUUUGACAAGGCUAAAGGUCUGCUGGAGAUACUGUUUGAUCAGCUCGCUCCAGAAGAUGAGGGAUCGUACACGGCUCAGUUGAGGGACGGCCGUGCCAAGAACCAGUUUACUUUGGUCUUCGUGGAUCAAAAGUUCCGUCAGACGUUGGCGCUGGCCGACGCAAACCGACGUGACUUUAAGAGAAAGUCUGGACCUUAUUUCCAGGAAUUCCUGUCGUGGAGUAUAAACCAGGAUUGCGAGCUGAUUAUAAAGUGCCAGGUGACGAAUAUGAACAAGGACACAUCUCUGAAGUGGUUUAAGGACGGCAAGGAGGUGACCGAUGUUGUGUAUGAGCAGUCAACAGGGGCCUGCACACUCACCAUCCAACAGGUUACAAAGAAAGAAGCAGGCUCCUACAGAGCUGUGGUGUCAGAUGGGAGAGGAGAGGACGUCAGCACCUUAGAGUUGGUGGAUGAAGAGUAUGACAAGCUUCUCCAGCAGCUGAGUAAACAGUGUGCAUUGUCAGCUGGCUCACUGAGGAUUCAGAGCACUGCUGAAGGUUUCAAGCUCUACUGCUCACUCAAAUACUAUAUAAGCUACCUGAAGACCAUCUGGCACUUCAAGGAGAAGAGGAUUGACCAGGAAGACAGGACAAAGACUGGCAACAGUAUGCAAAAAGUCUGGAUAGAAAUCUUUAACCCCACAGAGAAUGACAAAGGUCUAUACACCCUGGAGAUGUUUGAUGGCAAAGAGACACACAAACGUGUUCUGGACUUGACUGGACAAGCCUUUGCUGAUGCUUUGCUGGAGUACCAGAGGUUGAAGCAAGCGGCCAUUGCUGAGAAAAACCGGGCCAAAGUGACAAAGGGUCUCCCUGAUGUGGUAGCCAUCAUGGAGGGAAAGUCUCUGUGCCUGACAUGCUUCAUCGGAGGCGAACCAGCCCCAGAGGUCUUCUGGCUUCGAAACGACAGAGAGAUCGUUAGCCAGGAUCAGUUCGUCAUCACUAAGGAGCCCAAGUGCAGCACCAUUACUGUCAACAAUGUCAAAACAGAAGAUUCUGGAAAUUACAGCGUUUUUGUCCGCAACCAGUUUGGUUCUGAGACGGUCAAUGUGACCGUGAGCGUGUACAAGCAUGGGGAUAAGCCCCCCGCAAACGCUGUAGAGAUGGGUUAAGAUAGCCGACUGAUUAUGAAAUGAAUUUUCUGCAAGGAUUUUAUGCUUUAGUUUGAGGUUUCAUCAAGCAGAGAUGCAAUACAUUAAUAGAUACAUAGAUACAUAGAUACAUAGAUACAUAGAGGGUCAAAAAUGACAGUCUGAAAGUGUCCGCCUAAAUUAAAUGCUUUACUGAACAAUGUCCCAGAAAUAUGUAAACUGGAUCUUAAAAUGUAUUAAUUUCCAGAGAUCAAGUUUGGUUCAUUGAGGCAAAAACUGCACAUAGUGAAGUGAAUGAAUAUGUGUUGACAGAGAAGUGGAAUUUUGACUUUUAUUUCACUGUUUCACAGAAAACACUGUGCUAAUACAAAACUGUGAAAAAAAACCAACAAAAAAACACAAAAAUUGGAAACACUAGCUGACUUACUGGAAGUCAACACAUUUUAACACCCCGGUGAAGGCUCUGUGCUGAAGGGUGUUUAUUAAAAAUAAGGAAGACUUCCAAUAAGUCAGCCAAUGUUGACAAAAUGUUAUUUUUAAAUCUGGUUAUUUGUUACUUAUGCAUCUAAACGGCUCAGGAAAUCGCCGCCACACACCUCUUGUAUAACACAACUGCCAAACCCACAGCUACUAGACUGCAGAGCUUUUGGCGAAUCAGAUGUGUUAUUUGUUUGUUUGUGUAGUGAUUAAAGUCAUUUCUCUUCUCAAAGUGGCCCUCACUGGUUAAUUAUUUACUACUAGUACUAAAUCCAGCACAUAUUGUAUCUUUACUUUUUCAUUCAGUAAAUCCAGAUUAUGACAAUCUAUUUCUUUUAUAAACUUUGUCUUUGUUGAAUCAUUUUUGUGGAUGAUUUUGCAAGCAGAGAUUAUGUCACGCACUUUAAGAGC
Molecule: messenger RNA, 5154 nt
Organism: Scomber scombrus (Atlantic mackerel)
Lineage: Eukaryota; Metazoa; Chordata; Actinopteri; Scombriformes; Scombridae
Gene: myom3
Product: myomesin 3
Exons: 36
Coding region: 1-4287 (1428 amino acids)
Molecular function (GO): protein binding
Source: RefSeq, a predicted model, not a curated record